GGUCCAGGAACUUACAAAGGAUCAAACUAUCCAGCAGAGAAAGCCUCGAGUGAUAAUGUUGUCUCAAGAGCUACUGAUUUAGUUACCCAUGGUAUUCUAACUGGUGCAACAGCUGUUGGUAGUGCUAUUGGAACCAGUGUUGACACUGUUGUUGAUACUGUAAGAACUGUUACAAAUCCUACACCUGAAGAUAGGAAGGAAGAAUUUCUUACUCUUAAUACAAAGGCAAAACCAGGGAUAUGGAUUGGUCGUGGAAUUUUAAAUGCUGGUAGUGCUAUUGGCAAUGGUGCUUCAGCGGUAGGGGGAUGGCUCGGAAGAACAGCAACAUCAACCGCAAAUGGAAUACUAACAGGUGCCAAAUCACUUGGUAAUUGGGCUGAUGAUAAGUAUACAAAAUAUUAUGAAGAAAAAGCUCGUAAGGCUAAGGAAGAAGCUGAACGAAAGGCGAAAGAAGAAGCUGAACGUAAAGAACUAGAGGAGCUUAAGAAGAAAGAAAAAGCUCGUAAGGCUAAGGAAGAAGCUGAACGAAAGGCGAAAGAAGAAGCUGAACGUAAAGAACUAGAGGAGCUUAAGAAGAAAGAAAAAGCUCGUAAGGCUAAGGAAGAAGCUGAACGAAAGGCGAAAGAAGAAGCUGAACGUAAAGAACUAGAGGAGCUUAAGAAGAAAGAAAAAGCUCGUAAGGCUAAGGAAGAAGCUGAACGAAAGGCGAAAGAAGAAGCUGAACGUAAAGAACUAGAGGAACUUAAGAAGAAAGAAAAAGCUCGUAAGGCUAAGGAAGAAGCAGAUAGAAAGGCGAAAGAAGAAGCAGAUAGAAAGGCUAAGGAAGAAGCUGAUAGAAAGGCGAAAGCAGCAACACCAUCGCCAACUCCAUCUCCUUCACCAUCUCCAUCUCCUUCACCAUCACCAACUCCAUCGCCAUCUCCAUCUCCUUCACCAUCAAUAGCGGCUCCUGUGAGACAAUUUGGUGCAUGGGGUGCUGAUUUAGUCAAAGAUGCUGCACAAGGAAUUGGAAAGGAACUGAAGAACACAACAUUAG
Trichomonas vaginalis G3 is the source of this 1036-nucleotide messenger RNA. Its product is annotated as sensory perception of sound protein family. The transcript has a single exon. The annotation marks the transcript as partial. The record is from RefSeq and is a predicted model, not a curated record. Lineage: Eukaryota; Parabasalia; Trichomonadida; Trichomonadidae.